CUGCCUGCACUCCGAUUGGCCUCGCGGGCCGUCUACCUCCGGCCGGACAUACCGACAUCAGCUUUUUGUACGACUGUUGGCCCUGGAAGACGAUCCUUUGGUGGCGAGGGCGGGGAGGAAAAAAGCGUCCACUGUGGAUUGGACGGUGUCAAAAAGAGGGGCGGUCCCUACUGAAGGGGCGGUUGGGCGACCAAGGGAGAGUCUUUUCAGCGCUGAGGACUGGCGCUGAGGAGGCGGCGGUGGCUCCUGGGGCGUUUGAGCGGGCUCACGCGAGCCCGCGGGCCAACGCGGAUCCAGGCCCGACCGGCGGGACCGCCCCGGACUCCCCGCGGGCCUUCCUAGCCGCCAUGGAGGACGGCGUCUAUGAACCCCCAGACCUGACUCCGGAGGAACGGAUGGAGCUGGAGAACAUCCGGCGGCGGAAGCAGGAGCUGCUGGUGGAGAUUCAGCGCCUGCGGGAAGAGCUCAGUGAAGCCAUGAGCGAGGUGGAGGGGCUGGAGGCCAAUGAGGGCAGUAAGACCUUGCAGCGAAACCGGAAGAUGGCAAUGGGCAGGAAGAAGUUCAACAUGGACCCCAAGAAGGGGAUCCAGUUCUUGGUGGAGAACGAGCUGCUGCAGAACACACCCGAGGAGAUUGCCCGCUUCCUGUACAAGGGCGAGGGGCUGAACAAGACAGCCAUCGGGGACUACCUGGGGGAGAGGGAAGAGCUGAACCUGGCAGUGCUCCAUGCUUUUGUGGAUCUGCAUGAGUUCACCGACCUCAAUCUGGUGCAGGCCCUCAGGCAAUUUCUAUGGAGCUUUCGCCUCCCCGGAGAGGCCCAGAAAAUUGACCGGAUGAUGGAGGCCUUCGCCCAGCGAUACUGCCUGUGCAACCCUGGGGUUUUCCAGUCCACAGACACAUGCUACGUGCUGUCCUUCGCCGUCAUCAUGCUCAACACCAGUCUCCACAAUCCCAAUGUCCGGGACAAGCCAGGCCUGGAGCGCUUUGUGGCCAUGAACCGGGGCAUCAACGAGGGCGGGGACCUGCCUGAGGAGCUGCUCAGGAACCUCUACGACAGCAUCCGAAAUGAGCCCUUCAAGAUUCCUGAGGAUGACGGGAACGACCUGACCCACACCUUCUUCAACCCGGACCGGGAGGGCUGGCUCCUGAAGCUGGGGGGCCGGGUGAAGACGUGGAAGCGGCGCUGGUUUAUCCUCACAGACAACUGCCUCUACUACUUCGAGUACACCACGGACAAGGAGCCCCGAGGAAUCAUCCCCCUGGAGAAUCUGAGCAUCCGAGAGGUGGACGACCCCCGGAAACCGAACUGCUUUGAACUUUACAUCCCCAACAAUAAGGGGCAGCUCAUCAAAGCCUGCAAAACCGAGGCGGAUGGCCGAGUGGUGGAGGGAAACCACAUGGUGUACCGGAUCUCGGCCCCGACGCAGGAGGAGAAGGAUGAGUGGAUCAAGUCUAUCCAGGCGGCUGUGAGUGUGGACCCCUUCUAUGAGAUGCUGGCAGCGAGAAAGAAGCGGAUUUCAGUCAAGAAGAAGCAGGAGCAGCCCUGACCCCCUGCCCCCAACUCCAUUAUUUAUUACGGAGCUGCCCCGCCUCGGUGGCCGGACCCCUGGGCCUUGGGGCUGUGGAUCCUGGUUCCCUGUUUGGAAAAUUCACCACCUCUAGCUCCUCUCUGUUCUUUGUAAUUAACACGCUGUUGGUAAUCUUAUUAAUUAUUUAACCACUUGGCCUGCUGACCCCCUCAUUUCUUGGGAUUGACGGAGCCGAGGUGCUCGGUGGAGCCAGCCUGUUUCCCUGGACAGGGGCCUGGACCCGCCUGUGUCUGUGGGUGCUGCCUGGGUGUGGCUCCUGGGGCCUGUCCCGCCGGGUCUGUUCUGGUUUCACCCCGAGCGCAGCAGGAGUGGAGGAAAGGGAGAAGGUUAAUAUGGUGGAAGUCUGGAAGUCUAGAGUUGGAAUUGGCCAGGGACGGAGUUUAGAAUGCAGGGGUUCAGGGUUAAGGUCUAGCAUUCAUUCUAGAAGUUGCCUGACAGCCAUCAGCCAGUUAUGCUACAGCCAUCAGCUGGUUCCCAUCUUUGCUUUCUUGGGGCUUGAGGUCUUUGAGGGGCAGGAGAUAAAACUGAUGAGGUGAGCUGGGCCAGGGCUUUGAGGACAACCUGGAGCUGGAAGAACUAUAAAUGUGACCACCUCAGGGAGGGUCAGGGAAGGAUGAGUGGGGAGGUGGCCAUGUUCUGCAAUGGCCUUGGUGAUGGGAUGUCCUGAAGGGCUGGGCACCCUUAGAUGGGGCCAAGAGGGCUGCACUAUGGGCUAGUGCCAGAGUCAGGCUUGUCUGUCCCCAAAGGAUCAGCCUCCUUUGGAGGACAUUUUGUGUCAAGGAUAGGGCUGAGGACCGGUGUUCUUAACGUCUUACGUAACUGAGAUUCUCGACCGCCAAAGAAAUAAUGAGGAUCACCUCUAUGAAGGUCAAGUCUUGGCAUGCGGGGUACCCCUGAAUCCUGGGCUAAGGCCUGUGCCCUUUUGCCCUCCAGUUGGGGUAUACAUGGUGUCCCCAAAGAACAAGGGCUCGUGGAUCCCGAGAAGGGUGCGAUGGCGGAUUGGGAGGUCCCAUGUCACUCUCCCAUGCCCGCCUUUAAAGCCGAGGAGCUCUUUAGUUAAACAACAGAUAAACAAAAACCUGCUACUCCUGGCAGGGCCCGGGACAGGGACGUGGGUCGAGAGGCAUCUGUGGCGCUGAGGCGUGCUGCGAGUUGUAGUCCCUCCCGCCCGCUGUGUUCGCUGUUGAGCUCUCCGAUGGGGUCUGGCGCUUGGGAAUUUUGGGCCUUUAUCCCUGUCCUGCCCUUGGCCACAGGCACCCGCCGGCCUGAAGGGUCCUGCAGUGCAUGUACCCUGCGCUCCUCCGCGGGAAGAUGGACUACAGUUCCCGGCAGGCUGUGCGGCGCCCCCGCCACGGUAGACCCAGACCAGAGGUUUUCCGGGCGUCCGUUUCCCGAGACUCUGUGGCGGUGUUUGCCUUCUUUUCCUUGGUUCGAUCCCGUACUUUUGUGGAGGGUAGAGAGGAGGCUUUGACUGCCGUGGCCCCAGGGACUGGUGGGAAAUGGAGUUCCAAAUGAGAAAAUAGAAUUCCCCACUUCUCUUUCCCACAGGUGCCAGGGAAGUGGAGUCAUCGACCCAAGAAGGUCAUGGGAGAUGAGGUCCCGGGGUAAACAGCGGGUCCUGCCACUAGGUCACCCUUUCCUGCCGCCUCCCCGGAUGAACUGCGUGCAGGCCGGCCGGCUCCGUUGCAGGCAGAGGCAGGAAAAGGCGCGGAGCCCGCUCGUGGCGAAGAGGGGAGUGCGGUGGAAGGGGAGGGCAGAGGCAGGCGGCCGGUCGCGUGGGGCCUGGGCCGCCCCAGGAGGGCCUCUGGAUGGAUUCUUAGCAGAUGGAAGCCGUGCAAGGGCAGGAGGCAGGGGCCUGACGUGUUUGGAUUGAGGUUGCGGGAGGGGCCCCUGGCUGCUGCAGGGAGAAUAAUUUGGAGGCGAGCAGGUAGGUGAGAGGAGACUGUGCGGUGCAGGAUGGCGUGGCUGUGGAGGCAGAGAACGAUGGACCACGCUAGGAGUCUUGAAAGAGGAGCCAAAAGGACUUGCUGAGAGCUGUGCAGCUGGUGAAUGACAGUGCUAUGGCCGAGGUGGUCGAAGAGUAUUUUAGGGGAAAUCAGUCAUUCCGUUUUGACCAAAUUAAGCUGGAGAUGCCUGUGGAACAUUCCAGCCAGGCUGCACCACUUCACACUGAUCUUCAGCAUUGCCCACAGUCCAUCUUCCGCCAGGGCCUGAAGAUUCUGACUUCUGGCUCCCUCCUCACCCAGGGCCCCUAAGCUCCCAGCACGCUUCUUUUUUUUUGUUUUGUUUUGGGUUUUUUUUUUUUUUUUUUUUGGUCUUUGUUUUGUUUGUUUGUUUGAGAGGGAGUCUCGCUCUGUCCCCUAGACUGGAGUGCAAUGGCUCCAUCUCGGCUCACUGCAACCUCCGCCUCCCAGGUGCAAGCAGUUCUCUUGCCUCAGCCUCCCGAGUAGCUGGGAUUACAGAUGUGUACCACCAUACCCAGCUAAUUUUUGUAUUUUUAGUAGAGACGGGGUUUCACCAUGUUGGCCAAGCUGGUCUCGAACUCCCGACCUCAGGUGAUCCACCUGCCUCAGCCUUCCAAAGUGCUAGGAUUACAGGCGUGAGCCACUGCGCCCGGCCUCAGCCCACUUCUUUCAGGUGGCUAUGGUUUGGAUAUCACUUGUCCUCACUAAAAUUCAUGUUGAGAUUCAAGCCCCAGUGUGGCAGGUGUUGGGAUGUGGGGCCUGAUAGGAGCUAUGUGGUCAUGGAGAUGGAUUCCUCAUAGAUUAAUGCCUGCCUUCAGGGGUAAGUGAGUUCUCACCCUUGGGAAUUUGGUUUUCUCUCCCUUGCUUCCUUCAGCACCACGUGAUCUCUGUGUACACAGCAACAUCCUUCUGCCCUCCCCCAAGAGCAGAAGCAGCCUCAGGGGUGAGGGAGGUCCUCAGCGAGUGCACCUGCCCAGUCCUGAACCUUCCAGCCAUCAGAAUCUGAGCCAAAUCAUCCUCUUCCUUCACAAAGACCCGGCCUCAGUUCUUCUGUCAGAGCAACAGAAAAUGGACUCAGCACGGGUCAAAUUGUGUCUCCCCACCCCCACAAAACAACUUAAUAUUAAAAUCCUAACCCCCAG
This is a messenger RNA of Rhinopithecus roxellana (golden snub-nosed monkey), 4695 nucleotides long. RefSeq names its product cytohesin 2 (gene CYTH2). The record is from RefSeq and is a predicted model, not a curated record. The coding region runs from base 348 to 1547 and encodes 399 amino acids. The transcript is spliced from 12 exons. Gene Ontology annotation, biological process: regulation of ARF protein signal transduction. Gene Ontology annotation, molecular function: guanyl-nucleotide exchange factor activity. Lineage: Eukaryota; Metazoa; Chordata; Mammalia; Primates; Cercopithecidae.